AUGUCAUCUUACCGAUCCGCCAAUGCGCCCAAUGCAUUCGUCUCAUCCAGACGAUCGUUAGCCUUGCCUGUUAUCCUUGAAGACCAGGAAUCGUUCUCCCGUGGAACAAUCCAUGGUAAAGAUCAAACAGGCCCACUCCCUGAGAAAGUGGGAGAGAUUGGUAGACAGCAUCCAUCUCGAGUCUAUCACCACACCAACACAGUGCAAGACUCGCGAGGAAUGCGCUUACAAUCGUAUGCUGUCUCAGGACAACCGCAGACUAUCCCAUCGCAGGCCCCGCGCGGACGACGGAUGCAAUCAAAUGCGAGCUUUGCAAAUGACGACGCAGAUUUAGAGGCUUGGGGUGGAAGACCGCGUUUUGCUUCUGAGCUCGCCGGCGAGUUCAUGAAUCAAGUCCCGAUUGAAACUGGUGAUCGUCCUUCCGCUCGCCGAGGAUCAGGGACUUUGGUUCAUCGAUCUCUAUCAAAUCUGUUCCUCAAACCUGUCAUAUUGGUUAUGUUCGGUGUUACCCUCUUGAUUCUCACUACCAUUGGAUUCAUUGAAACUCAGCGCCGCAUAUCAAACGCCAAAGCCUCGCACGACGCCCAAAUGGAUGACCCGUCGAGGCAUAAUGGGGAAAACGAGCAAGGAGAUAUGGGUGACGGAACUCUGAGUGGUGUCUCGUUUGCUUACAUUGGUACUAUCUUUGUAGUUGCUUUAUUGGUCGAGAUUUGUAUUUUGAUUGGUUCUUUACGAAGUCUAUAUCAUCGGCUUGGAUCUUUCGUCGAUCAGACGUACCCUGUCCCAAUACCUGAUCUCGCAAACCCACAAGCGAUCUUACCCCCACCACCAGCGCUCCCAUGGUGGGCAAAGGCUCUCAACAUCACGCCUGAAGCAGCUCGAACACCUCCAUUACCACCCUAUACGGCUGUGUUCAACAUGAUCCGUACUGGAAGUAUGGCAGGCCCAAGUCCAAGGACAGGUGACAUUGAGGAUGUAGAAGUGGUUAGAACGCUCGCGAUGGGACAAGGAAAGCCUGCACCUGCCUUUGGUGGCGAAGAGUUUAGGCAAUCUACAGUCUUGUUGACAUCUGAAGUGAAGAAUGGGCCUGUGAUCUCAAGAACGAGCUCAAUUUCCUCGAGUACUACUGCUGAUUCAAGGCGUGGGUCUCUUUCACCUGGGUCUAUUUCACCAACAACUACACAUCGCUGA
This is a messenger RNA of Melampsora larici-populina 98AG31, 1191 nucleotides long. RefSeq lists its product as uncharacterized. The transcript is spliced from 3 exons. The coding region runs from base 1 to 1191 and encodes 396 amino acids. NCBI's taxonomy places the organism in Eukaryota, Fungi, Basidiomycota, Pucciniomycetes, Pucciniales, Melampsoraceae. The record is from RefSeq and is a predicted model, not a curated record.